Molecule: messenger RNA, 5129 nt
Organism: Nelumbo nucifera (sacred lotus)
Lineage: Eukaryota; Viridiplantae; Streptophyta; Magnoliopsida; Proteales; Nelumbonaceae
Product: regulatory-associated protein of TOR 1-like
Biological process (GO): cellular response to amino acid stimulus; regulation of autophagy; positive regulation of cell growth
Cellular component (GO): cytoplasm; TORC1 complex
Molecular function (GO): protein-macromolecule adaptor activity; protein binding
Source: RefSeq, a predicted model, not a curated record
CUCCCUCACGCACACCUAUUAUAACGGCGGCUCCGCUCCGAACUUGUGCUUUAUAAUCGAAAGUUCGGAAUGGAGAUUAAAAUAGAGGAGAGAGAAACGAAACAUAAAAUAGAUAAAAAGGGGUAAAAGAAAAAAAAAAAAAAAGAGAAAGGAAGAAAAAAAUAGUAACACAGACUCAACACGCACUCUGUUUCUAAAAUCCUUUUUCUUCGUUUGCUCUGCCGCCAUUACUAUGAAUACCCUUCCUCCAAUUUUUGGGGUUUUAGGGUUUUCAGAGCGGUUUUAAGGUUUUAGGUUUUAUAUAAGCUGGAUUCUCUAUCUUUCUUGCGAAGAAUAUCAUUCAUGCGUCGUUGGUUUAGCGGUUUUGUUGAUUAGGUCUAGUUUCUGGACGAGUACUCAGCUCUGCUCUGCUCCGCAAGUGUGGAAGAAAAGGUUUUGGUUUUGGAUUUUAUUAUUCUUUAUUGCUUGUUUAUGAUAUUUGAAAUAUAAUUGUAACGAUGCGAUUGAGGCAAGGUUGAUUUUUUAUGGGAUUUGAAUGGCAUUGGAAGAUCUGAUGGCAUCUCGAUUUUCACAAUCUUCGGUAUCGGUUUCGAAUCACUUGGACGAGUUUUCAAGUCGUGAAGAUGGGGAUUUUAUUGGGCAAAGAAGAGAUUUAGAGGCUGCUGCUAGUAGCAGCAGCAAUGCGGCUGGGAUGACAACGACAAGUAUGGCGUAUUUGCCACAUACUGUUGUAUUGUGUGAGCUUCGACAUGAAGCAUUUGAAGAUUGCCUUCCAUCGGGCCCAUCUGAGAAUGGGUUGGUCUCCAAGUGGCGACCUAAGGACCGGAUGAAGACUGGGUGUGUAGCACUUGUGCUGUGUUUAAACAUUAGUGUUGAUCCACCUGAUGUUAUUAAAAUCUCUCCUUGUGCAAGAAUGGAGUGCUGGAUAGAUCCAUUUUCUAUGGCAGCUCCUAAAGCACUAGAAGCGAUCGGAAAAGCUUUGCAUUCUCAAUAUGAAAGAUGGCAACCCAGGGCUCGGUAUAAGCUUCAACUUGAUCCUACUGUGGACGAAGUAAAGAAACUUUGUAACACAUGUCGCAAAAAUGCCAAAUCUGAGAGAGUGCUCUUUCAUUACAAUGGGCAUGGAGUUCCAAAACCAACUGCUAACGGUGAAAUUUGGCUCUUUAAUAAGAGUUAUACACAGUACAUUCCUUUGCCAAUAAGUGAUCUUGAUUCCUGGCUGAAGACACCCUCCAUAUAUGUUUUUGAUUGCUCUGCUGCUGGCAUGAUUGUCAAUGCUUUUAUAGAGCUCCAAAAAGAAUGUAAUUCUUCUGGUCCCUCUGGAUCUCUUUCGAAGGAUUGCAUUCUUCUUGCAGCCUGUGAAGCACAUGAGACUCUUCCUCAGAGUGCUGAAUUUCCUGCUGACGUGUUCACAUCCUGCCUCACAACACCAAUUAAGAUGGCACUAAGAUGGUUCCGUACACGUUCAUUACUUCGUGAUACAAUUAAUCCCAUGCUCAUAGACAACAUUCCUGGCCGCCAAAAUGAUCGGAAAACACUUCUUGGUGAACUUAACUGGAUUUUUACAGCAGUGACUGACACUAUUGCUUGGAAUGUCCUCCCUCAUGAACGUUUUCAGAGGUUGUUCAGGCAAGACUUACUAGUUGCCAGUCUAUUUCGAAAUUUUUUACUUGCUGAACGGAUUAUGCGAUCCGCAAAUUGUUCACCAAUUUCAUAUCCAAUGUUGCCUCCAACUCAUCAGCAUCAUAUGUGGGAUGCAUGGGACAUGGCUGCUGAAAUUUGCCUUUCUCAACUACCUUCCUUGAUUGAGGAACCAAAUGCAGAGUUCCAGCCAAGUCCUUUUUUCACGGAGCAGCUGACAGCUUUUGAAGUAUGGCUUGACCAUGGAUCUGAGCAUAAAAAACCACCUGAGCAGUUACCCAUUGUUCUUCAGGUUUUGCUUAGUCAAUGCCAUCGCUUUCGUGCACUGGUACUUCUUGGAAGAUUUCUUGAUAUGGGCCCUUGGGCUGUUGAUCUGGCCUUAUCUGUUGGGAUCUUUCCAUAUGUACUCAAGUUGCUUCAAACAACAGCAAUGGAGUUGAGGCAAAUUCUUGUAUUCAUUUGGACAAAGAUCCUUGCACUUGACAAGUCUUGCCAGGUUGAUCUUGUAAAGGAUGGUGGGCACAUAUAUUUCAUCAGGUUCCUUGAUAGCAUGGAAGCCUAUCCAGAGCAGCGGGCAAUGGCUGCAUUCGUUUUGGCUGUCAUUGUUGAUGGGCACAGACGGGGUCAGGAAGCUUGUAUUAAAGCUGAUUUGUUACAUGUUUGCUUGAAACAUCUUCAAAUUGCAAUUCCCCAUGACACACAGACUGAGCCAUUACUUCUUCAGUGGCUUUGUCUCUGUGUAGGGAAGCUGUGGGAAGAUUUUCUAGAGGCACAGACAAUAGGUUUGCAGGCAGAUGCACCUGCAAUUUGUGCACCUCUACUGUCAGAGCCCCAACCUGAGGUUCGAGCUUCUGCUGUUUUUGCUCUGGGCACCCUUCUUGACAUUGGAACUGACUCGUGUAGAGGGGUUGGAGCGGAUGAUGACAGUGAUGAUGAUGAAAAGAUUAGGGCUGAGAUAAAUAUUAUUAGAAUCCUUUUGACUGGUGUUUCAGAUGGAAGCCCAUUGGUCAGGGCUGAAGUUGCUGUAGCUCUUGCACGCUUUGCCUUUGGUCACAAUAGGCACCUGAAGUCAAUUACUGCUGCAUAUUGGAAGCCACAGUCUACCUCUUGGCUAAAUUCUUUACCAUCAUUGGCUAGCAUUAGAAAUCCAGGAAGUUGCUAUACCAGCACAAGUCAGUUUAUCCAGCAUGGAGGUGCAAUUCCUUCUCAAAUUGGUCCUGUUACGAGAGUCAGCAGUGACAGCACAACUAUGGGUCGAGAUGGUAGGGUUUCCACCAGCAGUCCCCUUUCUGCUUCAGGAAUAACACAUGAGUCUCCAUUGUCGGAUGAUUCAUCUCAACAUUCUGAUUCUGGCAUACUAUUAAAUGAAAAUGUCACUAAUGGAGUAAUUAACUAUUCAAGGUCUAGAUCUCUUGACAGUGGAAUAUAUUCACAAUGUGUAUUGGCUAUGUGUACCCUUGCCAAAGAUCCAUCACCUCGAAUUGCAGGCCUUGGUCGACGAGUACUAUCCAUAAUUGGUAUUGAACAGGUUACUAAGACACCACGGUUCAAUAAUGGCAACAUUCGGCAGGGGGAUGGUGCAACUACGCCUCCAAUCCCUAAUCUUGUUGGACUGGCAAGAUCUUCUUCUUGGUUUGACAUGAAUGCAGGUCAUUUACCUUUGACAUUUAGAACUCCUCCUGUUAGCCCCCGUCGACAAAAUUACUUGACAGGAAUGCGAAGAGUUUGUUCUUUAGAGUUCAGGCCAAACCUACCGGCCUCUCCUGACUCGGGAUUAGCUUAUCCACUUUUGGGUUCUAGUGCGUCUUCUGGGACUUCAGAGCGUAGUUUGCUCCCACAAUCAACUAUCUACAACUGGAGUUGUGGUCAUUUCUCAAGGCCACUCCUUACUGCUGCAGAUGAGAAUGAAGAAAUAUUGGUUAGAAGAGAAGAGAGAGAAAAAUAUGCUUUGGAUCGAAUAGCAAAAUGCCAGCAUUCUUCUGUAAGCAAACUUCAUAAUCAAAUUGCUAGUUGGGAUACCAAGUUUGAAAUGGGUACAAAGACAAUUCUUCUACAACCUUUCUCUCCUGUCGUAAUUGCUGCAGAUGAGAGUGAAAGAAUUAGGGUAUGGAACUAUGAGGAUGCUACUCUGCUCAACAGCUUUGAUAACCAUGAUUUUCCUGACAAAGGAAUUUCAAAGUUGUGUCUUGUAAAUGAGCUUGAUGAGAGUUUGCUUCUUGUUGCUUCAUGUGAUGGAAACAUUCGAAUAUGGAAAGAUUACAGUAUAAAAGAAAAACAAAAGCUGGUAACUGCGUUCUCUUCGAUUCAAGGCCAUAGACCUGGAGUGCGGAGUGUCAAUGCUGUUGUGGAUUGGCAGCAGCAAUCUGGGUAUUUGUAUGCUUCUGGGGAGAUAUCAUCAAUCAUGCUUUGGGAUCUAGAUAAAGAGCAACUUGUUAGUUCCAUUGCUUCAUCAUCAGAGAGCAGCAUCUCAGCAUUGUCUGCUUCUCAAGUUCAUGGGGGUCAGCUGGCAGCUGGCUUUGUGGAUGGUUCUGUGAGACUAUUUGACAUCCGCACUCCUGAAAUGCUUGUUUGUGCUACACGGCCACACACACAGAGAGUAGAAAGAGUAGUGGGAAUUGGCUUUCAACCUGGUUUAGACCCAGCAAAGAUUGUGAGUGCAUCACAAGCUGGUGACAUUCAGUUUCUAGAUAUUAGAAAUCAAGCUGAUGCAUACCUCACAAUUGAUGCCCACAGGGGCUCACUCACAGCAUUGGCUGUCCAUCGUCAUGCCCCUAUUAUUGCCAGUGGCUCAGCGAAGCAGCUCAUCAAAGUCUUUAGCCUAGAUGGCGGACAACUAGGUACCAUCCGGUACCACCCUACUUUCAUGGCCCAGAAGAUUGGAUCUGUAAGCUGUCUCACCUUCCAUCCUUACCAAGUCUUGCUUGCUGCUGGUGCUGUGGAUGCUUGUGUCUCAAUUUAUGCCGACGACAACACCCAAACAAGAUGAUCACUUUCAAUGGCUCAAGUUCCUAUUUGUGGGGGUAAUGCAGGCACUUGAACAUGCAUCUCAAUCUUGCUGAUGUGACUUUAUUGGGUCAUUUAGAUCAUUGAGCUGAUUACCUCCUGUUCCUUCACAUUGGAGGACACAAAUCAGGUGCACAUGUGAAAAUUGUAUGUUACAUAUUCAUUAGCCUCCACACCAAGGGUUGCACAUCUCUUGAAAGAAUUUAAUACCCUGGGGGCUUUGGCCAAUAAUCGGUUAUAUAGGCAAAAGAUGUAAAUAUUUUUGCUUUUUCUUCCUUGUUUUCUCCCUUUCCAUCCCUUUGUUCAAUUUGUAAAGACGGGAUACUCGGUAUCAUUAUUAUAAAUUAAGUGCUGCAGACUCUAGAAGUGGCGAGUUGGUGCUUCACCCUGCACAAACAUGGGGCUUCAAACCCUCCACUUCCUGAGCUUGUAUAUUGUUUGGCUGAGCACUACUUGAGAGUAAUUAACAAAUCUUGCAGAUGAAA